UAGCCACCAGGAGUAGCCAAAUUCAAAACAGAUGUUCGCUUUUUUGCCGUCAUUAGACUGAGUGAGAGAAGUACUACUAUUACCACGUCAGUACUCAACAUGACGAGAAAAAGCUUUUGAGGAGGAUGUCACAGAUUCCAGUCCAUUCAAAGGAGAGGACCUUCGUUUAUGCAGGCGUUUGAAUACCUGAAGAGGCUCGUUCAUAGCUUUUAUGAAAAAGUCUACGGCAUUACAUUUCGAGAAAUCGGGUACGUAAUUCCACGAUAUUUGAGAAAAUACUUUUCACCAGACGGAGACAUAUCAGUGACUAGACGAGGGUGACCAAGAGCUUUCCUAUGGUGGCCAGCCAACAGCUGGCCAUGGGCAACGGUUCAAUCAAAGCCCCACGGCCAGAGGACAGCUUCCUGGCCUCCAGCCUCAAGGUGUGUGACACGGAGCCCUUGAGGCUCAGGAUAGCCCACCUGGAAGGAGAGCUGGCCCAGAGGGACCAGGAGUUAAAAUCCCAGGAGCUGCAGCUGCAGAGCCUACAGAGAGAGCUGGAGGCUAAAGUUUCCCAGAUAGAAAAGCUUCAGGAUGCCAUCGGCUACAACAGCCUAGGACGCUCUCCUCUGACUCCCAACUGCCACCGCCUGCUCAGUGUCAUCAACCAGGGUCCCACCCGCUUCCACAGGGUGGCUGUGGAGGUCCACCGUAGGCUCAAGGCCAAGGAGGGCGUGUCGGCCGAGCCCACCUCAGGGCACUUCUGCGGGGGUUUCAGAGUCCACCAUGUGUCCAUAGAGAGGGCACGUGUUCGCAAGGACUCCAGCACCAAGAAGCUGAUCAAUGAUGCCAUCAUGAACAAUGACUUCCUGAAGAAGUUGGAUCCGCAGCACAUGAGGGAGAUGGUGGACUGCAUGUAUGAGAGGAUCUACACUGAGGGCCAACUGGUCAUCCAGGAGGGAGAACCAGGGAACUUCCUCUAUGUGCUGGCAGAUGGCCUGCUAGAGGUCAUGCAGAACGGCAAAUUGCUCGGAGAGAUGCGUCCCAGGACCGCCUUUGGAGAGUUGGCUAUAUUGUACAACUGUAAGAGAACUGCAACAGUGAAAGCUGUAUCCCAGGCUCAUAUCUGGGCUCUGGACCGCCAGACCUUCCAGAGUAUUAUGAUGAAAUCUACACAGGCUACGCAAGAAGAGUACUUCAGCUUCCUACGCAGUGUAUCUCUGCUGAGAGACCUGCCAGAAGAGAAGCUUGCCAAAAUCGUUGACUGUCUGGAAAUUGACUAUUUUGAUAAAGGAGAGUAUAUCAUUCGGGAGGGCGAGGAAGGGAACACUUUCUUCAUUAUAGCUAAAGGAGAGGUGUGUGUCACCCAGACCACAGAGGGCUGUACUGAGCCACAGGAGAUAAAGACUCUGGGUGUGGGCGACUACUUUGGAGAAAAAGCACUCAUAAGUGAGGAUGUGCGUUCAGCAAACAUCAUCUCCACUGAGAAUGACACACAGUGCUUGGUGGUGGACAGAGACAACUUUAACCAGAUGGUGGGCACUUAUGAGGAACUGCAGGCGUACCUGAAGGAAUACGUUGAAGAGCUCUCCCGAUGCGACGAGAGAAGAAAUGCACUGCCCCUUUCCCCCCUUAUCGACUCGUCCCCAGAGGCCCAGGAGGUGUGUCGGCUCAGGGAGAGAAUCGCCGUCAUCCCUACGCAUGACCCCUUCCAGGACUUGGAGGUCAUAGCAACACUGGGCAUGGGCGGCUUCGGCCGAGUGGAGCUGGUGAAACUGAGAGAUGAAGAUACCACAUUUGCUCUGAAGUGUAUUAAAAAGAAGCACAUUGUGGACACAAGACAACAGGAGCACAUCUACUCUGAGAAGAACAUCCUUCAGCAGACCAACUCACACUUCAUAGUCAGGUUGUUUCGGACAUUCCGAGAUGACAAAUAUGUGUACAUGCUACUGGAGGUCUGCCUGGGUGGGGAGCUGUGGAGUGUACUACGGGACAUGGGUUCCUUUGAGGAGCAGACAGCCCGCUUCUGCAUUUCCUGUGUCCUGGAAGCCUUUGACUACCUCCACGCCAGAGGAAUCAUCUACAGAGACCUGAAACCUGAGAACCUACUACUGGAUGCAGAAGGCUAUGUCAAAAUGGCAGACUUUGGUUUUGCUAAGAGGAUAGGCCUGGGGAAGAAGACAUGGACGUUCUGUGGGACCCCAGAGUAUGUGGCUCCAGAGGUCAUCAUGAACAAGGGCCAUGACUUUGGAGCUGACUGUUGGUCUCUGGGGAUCCUCAUCUUUGAGCUACUGACUGGCAGUCCACCCUUUUCCGGAACUGACCCCAUUAAGAUCUACACCAUGGUCCUCCAUGGGAUUGAAAAGGUUGACUUCCCCAAGAGGAUCAGCAAGCGCCCCGAUGACCUUAUCAGGAGACUCUGCAAGCUUAACCCUGUGGACAGGCUUGGUAAUAAGAAGAACGGCAUCAUCGACAUUAAGAAACACAAGUUGGUCCACUUCUUAUUAAUGAAGCAUCAUCAACACCACUCCACACCUAGACAGAUCCAAUAUCCUAGACACUCAUCAGCUAUUGUGAUACUAAUUAUGCACCAUACAAGGAUACAAGCACUAUUGAAAUAUAUCAUUUGUCAUUGGUGUUCUUUAACAGAUUAAUCCAUUGAUGGAUUUCUGGUCCAAUGCAAUUCGAAUCCAGCUCAGGUUUAACAGCUUGCUCAGUGGUGCCUUCAUAACCAGUUGGCUACCCAGCUAGCAGAUUUGGUUCCUUGGAAGUUGUGGGAACGUAUGUUUUUGUUGGUUCUCGGAACGAAGUCAUGUGUUUCCUGACCGGUUAAAAAAAAUAACAAUAAAAAAAAAUUAUAAGAAUGGAAGAAAAUGUUGCUUGUCCUGGGAACAAAAGUUUUAGGUUGCAGGGAGGUUCUGAGAACAUUUUACUAUGGUUCCCUGAAAGUUUUCCUGGGAGAUAUUAUGUUUUAUUAACCUUCUGAGACCAGAAAAAGUAGGUUAUUUGAAGGUAAGUAAAUAACAUUUUAAGAAUAUUCUCAAAAUUUUGUGAAUGUUUUGAACAAAAUGUUUAAAUAUGUUCACUGAAUGUUUCAAUUACACUGCUAUCUUAGUUUAGCUGUUUUGAACUCCAAGCAGAGAGAGAAAUUAAUUUGUAAUGCAAACACUUAUUUUUGUAUUGUGACACAGCGUCAGUGAGAUUCAAACAUAUGAUUUUCUGUUUUCUAUCCAUGGAAUGAGUCCACUGUGCCACCAGGAUGGAGCUAACAUACAAUGUUUUUUUUAAAAGCUGUUCAUUUUAGUCUAUUCAAACAGACCCCAUUUCAAAGGAAACGAGCACUCAUUAAGAUCAGCUGUGGCCAAUUAGGGGCGCAGCCAACACACCUGAACACCCUUAACAAGAGUGAGGAUAAAGAGUUUUGCCCAGAGGGGAAUGUAUAUGUUUUUAGCAUUCUUAUAAUUUUUUAGAACGUUACUGUUUUCUUGUGGUUUUUUAUUAAAAGUUUACAUAAAGUUCUGAGAACGCAAUUACUGUUUUUAAAUAACAUUCUUAGAAUGUUCUCUGAACUAGAGAUGUGCACGGUUAUUUGAAUAAUAAAAUACUCAUGUGAGCAUUUAUUUUUGGGCCCAAACAUGUAUAGGCCUAUUUUAACACUGAAAAUUAAUAUAUGCAUGUGACGUUGUUACAUACAAGGAUAUAUCAUGACAUUUCAAAUAAUCAAUUUAAUAAAACAACAAACUUUUCAAUGUAGUUUUUAUGACAUGCGCCCCAUAAAAAAGACCGGUAGCCAUCCGGUAGCAUACACGUGUGUAGCUAGUUGUUUAUGUUGGCCAAUCAAAGCAUAGCAAAUGUAGUCGGAGUUCACUAAUGCAAUGCAAGAUGGAAUAAAAUAACGUAAUUAAAAGUUAGCGAAAUGAGGAGUAGGCUACAACGAGCAACCAACUGGUUAGCUGUUGUUUUAUAUGAAUGGGGUUGGUGAGAGAGUGCAAAAUGUAGCCUUAAUCAACCAGUCUGGCUAGGCUACUCCAGUCAAUACAGGCACUAUUCUAUGGGAUGAUAACUUGUAGCAGCCACACUGUUUUUUGUCAUUUUUUUUAUCUAGUCUUGGAUGUUGCUGAGUAGCGUCUCUCUCUCUCUCUCUGCCGCUGUCUGCUCGCUCCCAUUUUACCGGCACUAGAGCUCCAGCCUCUCCUGCGCGCAGCAGUACUCAGGUUAAAAACAAAGUUUCAAAAAACAAGUGUAUUUCGAAUAUCCAGGUAUCCCUAAAAAUGUAUGAUGCACUGAAACGUUCUUUGAACAAUUUGAGAACAUGACUUUAUAUAGAACUGGGAGGAAACCUGUAGGAAAUGUUAUGCUUCGGUACUGAAAUUCCCAAGGAAGAAUGUUGUUUCUUAAUAACAUUUUCCGAACUAUUUGAGAACAUUCCCAAUGUCAAACUAGUUGG
Molecule: messenger RNA, 4426 nt
Organism: Oncorhynchus mykiss (rainbow trout)
Lineage: Eukaryota; Metazoa; Chordata; Actinopteri; Salmoniformes; Salmonidae
Source: RefSeq, a predicted model, not a curated record